ACCCAAAGAACCACAUGGCCCAGCCUCGGCUACGAAAAAGGCUUCCUUGACCAGCUGGAGGUAUCCCUUGACGACAUUGUGACAAAGGGCAUCAAGGUCAUCACCAAUGCCGGUGCUCUCAAUACCCAAUCCCUCACCCGACAAGUCCGCAAACUAUGCCAGUCCAGGGGGUACAAGGACGUCCAGGUUGCCGCUGUUUUGGGCGACGACGUCUCGGAUUUGAUCGGCCAGCUGGGUCAAGGCCCCGACUUGACACAUCUCGACCACCAAGACAAGAGACUCCAGGACUGGGAACUGAAGCCAUUCUGUGGCGCCGCCUAUAUUGGAUGCCGCGGUGUCGUCGAGGCUCUAAACUCAGGCGCCCAAAUUGUCAUUUGUGGCAGAUGUACUGAUGCAUCACCCGUCAUGGGUGCUGCCGCAUGGUACUUUCAAUGGGAAGAGGACCAGUACGAUGCCAUGGCGGGAGCCUUGCUUGCCGGCCAUCUGAUUGGAUGCGGACCCUAUGUAUGCGGAGCCAACUUUACUGGCUUCAAAGACAUGCUGGGCGAUUUGGUAGACCUCAGCUUUCCCAUCGCCGAAAUCGACCGCAACGGACAGUGCGUUGUUACUACGACAGAUGCCGGCGGCGGUCGCGUCACCGAAGAUACAGUUCGAGCGCAGAUCCUAUAUGAGCUGCAGGGUCACAUUUACUUGAAUCUCGACGUGGCGGCUGACCUGGCCAAGGUCAAGGUAGAGCUCGAAGCUCCAAAUCGAGUUCGCGUCUCCGGCAUCACGGGGCUUCCUCCUCCCUCGACAACCAAGGUCAUGUUCGCUGCUCCCGGAGGCUAUCAAGCCGAGGCCAUCUUCUACCUCAACGGGCUCGAUAUCGAGGCCAAAGAGAAGAUGAUGCGGCAGCAGCUCCAUCACAUCUUCAAGGACCACAAUUUCAGCAAACUCAGCGUUGAGCUGUACGGGACGAAGCCUGAUAAUCCCACUAGCCAGCAAGCAGGCACUAUCUUCCUGCGAAUAUAUGCGCAGGCUCGACGCUUCGAGGAUAUUAGUGCACCGAAAUUCAAAGUUCCCAUCUAUGCUCUACGAAUGCAGAGCUACCCGGGCUAUCACACGAACCUCGACUUCCGCGAGUCAGCGUUAAGGUUUCUCAUACAGGUGCGGGAUAUGAGCCGGGAGGGUGUGGAAGAGAAAUUUUCAAAAAAGGCUUACUUGAAGGCUUUGCGAAAGCUUAAAUACCUUAACGGCUAG
Ilyonectria robusta is the source of this 1239-nucleotide messenger RNA. RefSeq lists its product as uncharacterized. The record is from RefSeq and is a predicted model, not a curated record. The annotation marks the transcript as partial. The transcript has a single exon. NCBI's taxonomy places the organism in Eukaryota, Fungi, Ascomycota, Sordariomycetes, Hypocreales, Nectriaceae.